This is a messenger RNA of Chironomus riparius, 1187 nucleotides long. The record is from the annotation of a GenBank genome assembly. NCBI's taxonomy places the organism in Eukaryota, Metazoa, Arthropoda, Insecta, Diptera, Chironomidae.
GAAAAGAAGGUCUUCUUGCCAGUCUUCAGUAGUCUUAAUAAUUUUUAUAGUUUACUUUUUCCAAUCGAAAUGAAGUGCUUUAUAGUUUUCAUCUCUAUUAUAUUAAUAUGCACUCAAUUGACAAAAUGUGAACAAAAUAAAGACGGUAUGGUUGCCUACAUUAAAGGUUCAUUGCCAAAUCAAAUAUAUCGGUGCAUCCAACGGUUUAAUAUUUUAAGAUGUCUAAAAUAUUUUGUUCUCUUACGACUGGAAGCUCGUGAUUACUCAUUUUCACCAACAAACUCAACAAGUGAAUUUUUAGAAAACAUUUUAAGAAGUGAGAAUAACUUACCAAGAGAAAUUCCAGAGAAUAUAACAAAAUUAAAUGAAGAUGAUCUAAAUGACCGAUUAACGGAAGGUUUUCAAAGAUUUUUUAAGAAUCGACCCAUAAAAUUACAUUUCAUACCUAACAUAUUAGUUAAAGUUGUUCCAAACCGUGGAAAUGAUUUGGAAGUUUCACUGAAAAAAAUUGUUAAUGGAAGUUUUAGUAGUCGUAAGCUUGAUGGUGCAUCGAAAGCAGAAGAUGUUGAUUCUGAUUAUUAUGACGAUGAGGACGUUAAAGAGGAAAAGGAUGAAACAGUAAUUAAAGACGAGAAAGGUGAUAUGAAAAAAGACGAAAAAGAAAAAGGAACUGGAAUGAGAAAGAAGCAUGGAUAUUAUAUUCAAUUAGGAGUUCCUCUUCUUCUUACGCCAUACAUGGUAUUUGCUGGAUUUCUUCCAAUGCUAAUUCCUGUUCUGAAACUUGCAACUGCAUUUACAACAAUUGUUAAUGUCGCAGCUCUGAUUGGCUCGAUCGUUUAUUUAGCACGACAACAUGCACUUGAACGAGAAAUGCAGCAAACGGUCUACUUUAAUCCCGGUUAUAAAGAAAGAAAAUGAAAACAAGUUCAAGGGCAAGCGAAAUAAUUAUUGAAUAUAAAUGAGAGCAUAUAUGAGAAUCAUUUUGUUAUUCCUCUUCCUCCAUUAACGCAAUAUUAGUUUUUAAUCUCAAAUUAAGCAAUUAAAAUUAAUAGACUUUGAAUCAUUAAUCACAUUUAAUUAACCAAGAGACCUUUAGACUAAACUUUUUAAUAAAUGCCAUUUUGUGUGAUCUAUUGUAACAAAAAUGUGUGUACUAUUUCGUGUAUAUUAAAAAUAAUAUAUAUUUU